Molecule: messenger RNA, 1577 nt
Organism: Xylaria bambusicola
Lineage: Eukaryota; Fungi; Ascomycota; Sordariomycetes; Xylariales; Xylariaceae
Product: organic solute transporter Ostalpha-domain-containing protein
Exons: 4
Coding region: 116-1309 (397 amino acids)
Biological process (GO): transport
Molecular function (GO): transporter activity
Source: RefSeq, a predicted model, not a curated record
ACCUUUUCUUCUUCUUCUCUUGCCUUGGUUUAUCUAAUUCCUUUUCGGGGUUCGAGCGAGGAGCGAUUGUCGCUGGUUGAGUGUCGUUGAUACCAUAGUUGACGGGAGAGCCAUCAUGGACGGCCCAACACUUCUGGCGCGGAAAAACGACCCGUCGUGCAAGUUACCGUCCCCGCUUAAUCCUAUUCCGACGGACCCGAUCGUCGGGUCAAAAGACUUCUACCAUGUGAACGUUAUUGUAUCGGGAGCAUUGGCUGUCUUCUCUAUCGUGGUGACAUUCGCCUUGAUAUGGCGGCACAUAACACACAUGAGCCGGCCGCGGGAGCAGCUAUACAUCAUUAGAAUCUGUCUCCUCCUUCCCAUCAUCGCCGCAGUCUUUUGGGUGGGAAUUUACAUCCCGCGAUACUACGUCUAUACGUACGCGAUAGUCGUAUUCUGCGAGCCGGUGACGCUGAUGUGUUUCUUCCUCUUCAUCUGCGAGACGCUUGCUGCGCCCAUCUCGGGGCCAGCGGCCUCGACUCCGCCCUCGCGCCGCGAUGUCUUUUUAUCGCCGCUCGUCGCCCGUGCUCGAUUGAACGGGGUUUCGGUCACCGAUAAGAGCGUGUUCAACCCCUUCCGCUUCAAUUGGUACGGUAUCGCGCAGAACGUCCCCAUCAUCUGGGCUGUGGCGUUCGCCAUUAUCGCCACCGAAGCCGCGGGCGUAUAUUGUCUGACGGCACAUGAUGUGCACCACGCGCAUAUAUACCUGAUUGUGUUCAAGACUAUCAGCACCUUCGCUGCACUUCUCCACGUCCUCCGUGAGGUACUACCAGUAAGGGCAGAAGUCAAGAAGCAUAGGGCUAUGGCGAAGCUUUGGGGUUUCAAAGCUUUAAUCUUCUUGCAGGUAGCGCAAGAUUUCAUCUUUUCAAUCAUCGACUCACGUGCCCCGCCCGCUAUAACAGAGUCUACCAAGAUUAGCCAGGUGGACUUCAUAACCGGAGUUCCCGCUCUAGUCGCGGAAAUCGAGCUCGUCAUCUUUUCAGUAUUCUUCCACUAUGCGUAUAGCGUGGGCGUGUACCGGCUAUCAGACGAGCAGAAGCGUGCAGGAGAGCAUUACAAAGGAUAUGGCUGGCGUCUGAUUUACAAAGUCUUCGACAUCCGUGAUGUUUUCGCCUUGAUCCAGUUUCCUUUCCACAUCCGCGAGGAGGUAGUGAGUAAAGAGGCGGAAAUGCGGACCCUCCAAACAAGUGAGAACAACGAGGCGUUGCCGGAGAGAAAGUCGCCGUAUCAGCAGUCUAUAGAGAUGGAAGCGGCCACGCAUAAUCAAUAAAUCCUAGGAGACAUUAGGGAGAUAGAAGACGAUAUUUACGCCACGAAUAUUACGCAAUUACUAACUUACACUCAUUUGCCGCUAUCGUUUAUGAUUGGCACUGCAUGAGAGGCAUCAUAUGGGUACCAUUGAACGGCAGAUUUAGUCAUCUCAGCAACGUUUAAGACGCAGCACAGUUCCAGCAAGCCCAAAUAUCAUUCUAACGAGAGGGUUGGGUUGGGAUACGAUGAUUUUAUUAAAACUGCCUAAGGGGGGUUUGUUAUGCAUG